AUGAGAUGGAUUAGCUGCCACACAGGAGGGAAGACAGAGACAGCCGAACCUGACCAGGAGGAGACGCAGAGUAGCCAACCUCAGGAGAACGGUGGGGAACACAGGAAAAACCCUCGGGAGAAGGUAACAGAGGAAGCGGAGGAGAAAGCUAAAAGUGAACAGUGCCUGGGUGUGGACCUGAUGGAGAGUUUGUUCCAGGGCCUUCUGGUGUUGAGGACACGCUGUCUGGAAUGUGAGUGUCACGCUGAGAGCAGAGAAGACUUCCAGGACAUCAGUGUCCCAGUGCAGGCGGACGAACACCGCAGCCCAGACAAUAGCUCGGGGUGUUAUUAUUCCCCCGACCCCAAGCUGGAGCUGAAAACUCUGAAGUGGGCCAUCUCCCAGUUUGCCUCAGUGGAGAGGAUCGUAGGAGAGUACCUCUGUGAGAUCUGCCACCACUACACUGAGAGGAGUCUGCCGUUUGAUAAAACCCCCCCAGAGGUCGUCACCGUCCACCUCAAGUGCUUCUCUGUCCUUUAUAAUGCCCUCAAGAUGGACCCGUAUGCCGGCCUCUCAAAGGUGAAUACCCCCCUGCAGACCCCUUUCAAGUGCUCUCUGGAGGAGUGGUGCAUGCACCUCUCAGCCACUGGAGGGCAGCACUACCAGCUGUUUGCUGUGGUCAUUCACAGCGGUGUCACCCUCUCCAGCGGACGGUACACCACCUACAUCAGGAUGAUGGACCUCAAGGACACCAAGGUCCGCCUGCCCGAGGGGGAUGAGAAGCAGAGCGGAGAGGAAGAGGAGUGUGGUGGGAAAUGGCAUGGUCCGCAACCCAAGGAAGAGGUGUUGGAUUAUGAUGACGGGGAAGUGUCUUAUAGUCACAAUGCUAAAGCCAACUCUGCUAGCACCACAAUAACCAGCAAGCUGGGGGCCAAGAAGGCCUCAGAGGGGGUGGGACUGCUGGGGGGCCAGAGGAGUCUGUCCAGCUACGACCUUGGGGGCAACAAGCAGACAGCCAACCCAGACAAGGGCUCGGGACACAGUAGUAAUGGAGGGAUACAGGAGGAGGCUGAGGAGGUCCUUGUGACUGGGUGCGAGGGGGCUGGAGGUGGGGUGUCUACGGAGCAGGCCCUGGGCAGCCUGCUGCAGUACGAGGGGAAGUGGAUGCUCUUUGAUGACUCUGAAGUGCUUUUCUUUGAGGAGGACUUCCUGAGAGCCUGCUCUACUUCUACUCCAUACCUGUUAUUUUACAGUAGGGUCUUCCCGCCAUUCUAA
Molecule: messenger RNA, 1254 nt
Organism: Salvelinus sp. IW2-2015
Lineage: Eukaryota; Metazoa; Chordata; Actinopteri; Salmoniformes; Salmonidae
Source: RefSeq, a predicted model, not a curated record